Molecule: messenger RNA, 1368 nt
Organism: Aspergillus mulundensis
Lineage: Eukaryota; Fungi; Ascomycota; Eurotiomycetes; Eurotiales; Aspergillaceae
Product: phosphoesterase superfamily protein
Exons: 2
Coding region: 1-1368 (455 amino acids)
Biological process (GO): phospholipid catabolic process
Molecular function (GO): hydrolase activity, acting on ester bonds
Source: RefSeq, a predicted model, not a curated record
AUGCAUCCCAGCGCACUCCUCGGCCUCCUCUCCUUCGCGGCCGCGGCCCUCGCCGUCCCAACGGCCCAAACCCCACACAGCACGCGCUCCAUCUCAAACCUCAAGUCCCACAUCAAGAACGUCGUGAUCCUGGUCAUGGAAAACCGCUCCUUCGACAACAUCCUCGGCGGGCAGACAACGCCGGGCCUCGAGAACCCCCUGCAAACAGGCCCCUUCUGCAACCCAUUCAACCUGACCGACCCAUCUGAAGGCGAGGCGUGCACAGCGCCCAAGAGCUUCGACUCCGUGAUCAAUGACCCCGACCACGCGAUCUACGGCAACAACAUCCAGUUCUACGGCGAGUUCGUGCCGAGCAAUGAGGAUAUCGCGCGUGGGAGCCUAAAGGCUACGAAUAAGGGUUUCGCGCACGAGCAGAUGCGUCUUUACGAGGAUGAAGCCAAUAAGACGGAUCUCGUCACGCAGGUUAUGCAUUAUUAUACAGAAGACCAAGUCCCUGUUCUUACCUCGCUUGUGAAAAAUUACCUCACCUUCAACCACUGGCACUCUGAUAUCCCCGGCAACACAAACCCCAACCGCGCCGCCCUGGUAGCAGGAACAUCCCACGGCCACGGCCUCAACGACAACGGCUUCAACAACCACGAGCUCCCCAACCUCUCCAUCUUCCAACAACUCACGCAAACAAACCACACCUGGCUCAACUACGUCGAUCCCGCCGGCGGCACAGGCCCAGACGCAGGGUUCUACAACUGGACCUACGCAUCCAACAACGACGACAAGAUCGUGCCGCUCGCGCAAUUCUACACCGACGCGGCCGCAGGGAAUCUCGCCGAACUCACCUACAUCAACCCGAGUUGCUGCGGCGUCGGCACAACGAGCAUGCACCCGUCCGGCCUGAUCAGCGACGGCGAGAGCUUCAUUAAAUCCGUGUACGAUGCAUUACGCGGAAGCCCGCAGUGGGAUGACACGCUGUUCAUCCUGACCUUCGACGAGAGCGGGGGGUUCCACGACCACGUCCCUGCGCCGCUUGCACCGCGGCCCGACAACCUCACGUUUACGCUGGAGACGCCCAAUGGACAGGACUACACGUUCCCGUUUGACCGGCUGGGCGGUCGGAUUCCGACGCUGCUGAUCUCGCCGUGGGUGGGCAAGGGGGUUGUCGAGCAGAAGGGGGUCAAUGCGGGUGGGGAGACGGUGAGUUACAGUGCGACGAGUAUUCUGCGGACGCUGGGGUAUCUGUGGGACUUUGAGCCGUUUACGCCGAGGGUUGAGUGGGCUGCUAGCUUUGAGCAUUUGAUAAGGGGGGUCAAGAGGGAGGAUACGAUUGAGGUGCUGCCUGAGGCGGAGGCGUUUAAGAGUGUGAGGGUUUAG